GAAGCCACUGUAAAUUGCUGGAGCAAAUAGGUCAUGCAAACUCACAUGCAAACGCAUUGGAUUACUAUUUGGUUUCAAUUGCAGCCGCUGUCCGGUGAGUCAACCCUCCCAUGAGGAGCCCUCCCCUCGCUGGGGUUCGGGUUCGGAAGGCGAGAAGCUGCCUCAGCCAAACAUGAAAAAUGACCGCGCGCGCACCAUGCACGACUGGGACAGCAGCAGCACCGUUAGCUGAAAGAAAUUUUGUAUACUGUCAUCAAACCACGAGGUAUGACAACCACCGUGAACUCAUCGGAUGCACGCUGGAUCGAGAUUAGAACCAGUUGACAGGAUGAGCUGAAAUAUCAAAGAGGUGCCAAGGGCAACAAUCUCCCCCGACCUCUGUGGAAACGAUCCUUUCCUCGCACUCUCCCGGUCGUCUGGCGGAGGUCCAUGAAGAAUGUGAGCGUGCGCGUAUCUCUCCGAACGCGCUGGAUGAAGCCCUCGGCAUUGUCAUGCGUCUUGCCCCGCAGCCAAGUGCGCAAACCCCGCGGCUUCUCCUCGUCGCGCUCCUGCUUUCCACGCGGGGUCUCGCCUCCCAGCUGCUGUCGUCGGGCUGCCCGGAGCGGUGCGUGUGUGACGAGCAGCUGGUGGUCCAAUGCGCCGGCCAGCACCUGACCAGCUUCCCCGCGGACUUGCCACUGGCCACCCGGCAGCUCAUCAUCUCCAACAACCUCAUCGCGGAACUGCCUGCGCUCGCGCUCAACUACCUCUCAGAUCUGGUCUACCUGGACUGCAGCAACAAUACCUUGACGGAGAUCUCCCAGUCCACAUUUGGGAAUCUUAGGAAGCUGGCAUAUCUUGACCUCUCCUUCAACAUCCUUACCAGGAUCGAGGACAGGACCUUCGCUCCCCUGGACAGUUUGGUCAUGUUGAGGAUGACGGACAAUCCGUUCCUGUCUGAGAUCCACCAAGACGCCUUUGUGGAAAACCUGGCCCUUCAGGUUCUCGACGUGAGCCGGAACAACUUGACGGUGCUCAACAUCAGCUCCUUGAUCGCAUUGCCAGCCUUGCGUUCGCUGGGCCUGAGUGGGAACCCCUGGAGCUGUGAGUGCGGGAGCGAGGAGCUCUGUCUGUGGGUCCACUUGGAGGGCUUCAAGUUUCAAGAUGAGGGCCAGACUGUUUGCGGUUCUCCAGAUGACCUCCAGGGCCGUCGUCUUGGUGAGGCGGGAGUCCAACUCCGGACAUUGUGCCACCACACCCUAGGUUCCUGGGACUAUCUUUUCUUCGUCAUCAUCGGUUUUGUCAUCUUUGCUGCGGGCACCGUGUUGGCCUGGGUCAUGGGGGUCAUCAUGGUGCUUUAUGAGCGCUAUAUCAAGAAAAAAGACGAACAGUUGGAACUAGAUGAGGAAGAGGAAUUGGCCACAGAGUCGGGGCGGACCUCACGGGCCAGGGGCGAACAGGAAAACGCUUUAUUAAAACACACGGUUUAGGACGCCGAUCUCAACUUUCUAGUAGUGCCUCCUGACUGUUUCCGGGACCUCCUGGAUGCCCUUCUGCAUGGAACUCAUAUCAGAGAGGAGGAACCAAAUCCACUGUGGAGGUUACUUGUUUUGUUUUGUUUGAUCAAAUGGUCAGUCAGGUUCACUGUGAAGACUGAGUCUUGCUAAUGUGAUCAUAAGCAAUUGUUUAAUAUUAGUCAAGGUUAAAGCUUUAAAUUUAAUUUUCUGACAUUGACAACCCUGGUUAGAACAUUGAUAACUCAUAACCUGAGUGAUUGAUGGCCCACUACCUCGCAAACACUGCCAGAUGUAACGGUACAGAAGCCAAUUGCACCAUAGGGCUAACCAUGGGAUUGAACUGUAACUCUUUGUACUGUUUCUAGGUCACUAAAUGUACAACUAAGCUUUCAAAGUAAGUAAAGCAAGAGGCAACACCUAGUAUGUGAAAGAUAGUUGCUCAAAGUAUUUAAGUACAGUGGGGCAAAUUAGUAUUUAGUCAACCACUAAUUGUGCAAGUUCUCCCACUUGAAAAUAUUAGAGAGGCCUGUAAUUGUCAACAUGGAACCAUGAAAGACACAAUGUGGAG
Corythoichthys intestinalis (scribbled pipefish) is the source of this 2064-nucleotide messenger RNA. RefSeq names its product leucine-rich repeat-containing protein 52-like. Gene Ontology annotation, cellular component: voltage-gated potassium channel complex. The record is from RefSeq and is a predicted model, not a curated record. Bases 492 to 1469 code for a protein of 325 amino acids. Gene Ontology annotation, molecular function: voltage-gated potassium channel activity; potassium channel activator activity; transmembrane transporter binding. NCBI's taxonomy places the organism in Eukaryota, Metazoa, Chordata, Actinopteri, Syngnathiformes, Syngnathidae. The transcript is spliced from 2 exons.